AUGGGUUCGUUUGAAUCGCUGCAUGCCAGGACGUACAUUGCUGUGCGACGUACUGUCCACGUGUCCACGUGGUAUAAAGAAUUCGAGACAGCGCGUUUCUUGUUGAUUGUGAAGAAGGGCGCAGGCUUGGACAGCGUUGUUCACACCGCGUCCCGUCCCAUCCCUCCGUCCGUUCCUCUCUCCUUUGCUCGCACCGAGGCGGCUGGUAUCGGACUCGAUGGGCGUGAUAGGCUUGCCGCGGGCGCGCAGACGCUUCGGGGCGUACGUGGCGGCGCUGGCCGUGCUGGCGGCGCACGCGUCCGCGAUCCGGUUCUACCUGCAGCCGGGGGAGCGGCGCUGCUUCACGGACGAGCUGCCGUCCAACUCCAAGAUUUCCGGCGAGGCGCUAGUGGCGUCCGGGCGCGGGGAGAUGGAGAUCGACGUGUGGGUGACGACGGUGGGCGGGACGGUGCUGUACCACCGGCGGGCGGCGGAACACGGCAAGUUCUCGUUCCGCACGCCGGCGCUGUCGCGCAAGUACCACGCGGACAUGAUGGACGACGAGGACGAGUACGACUACGAGGAGGCGCGCGCGGAGGAGGACACGUUCAAGGUGUGCGUGGAGCACCAGCAGGUGGGGUCGCGCGCGCACGCGGCGGGGACGCGGCGCAUGGUGUCGCUCAAGCUGAACGAGGCGCACGGCCCGGACGGCGACGACGCCGCGGAGAAGGGCGAUACCGACAGGCUGGAGGCGACUAUGAUGGACAUGGAAGCGAGCCUGAGAGACAUGAAGCUCGACUUGGACCAUCUGCAGUGGAGGGAGAAGUGGCUCACAAAGGGGAUGCAGAGGACGACCGGGAGGGUGACGGCGUUGGCGGUGUUUUCGCUGGCGGUUAUGGUGGCGACCUCGGCGAUGCAGUACAGAUAUUAUCUCGGAUAUUUUAAGCAGAAGAAGCUGUGUUGAGAAGGAAAAGGAAAGGGUUGGGAAGCGACACCAUGGCGGUCGAUCGACGGGGCAGCGGGGGACGGGCAGCGGGGGACGACGGUGAGUAAAGGGAGACAAUCGUUGAGCGGAUGUCGCUGUGGACAUAAUCAACGCGCACGCUGUUGAAAUCCCAUCCUUGCUGGCUUCCGCUUCCCCGCUCCCCCCCCAUUGGCUGUCUGCCCGCGCAAACGUCAUCAAUUUAACCAGACCGAUAAACGUGGCAACGUGUGCGCUCUGCCCCGCUGAUCGACCAA
This is a messenger RNA of Chondrus crispus (carragheen), 1218 nucleotides long. RefSeq lists its product as hypothetical. Bases 1 to 924 code for a protein of 307 amino acids. The transcript has 3 exons. NCBI's taxonomy places the organism in Eukaryota, Rhodophyta, Florideophyceae, Gigartinales, Gigartinaceae. The record is from RefSeq and is a predicted model, not a curated record.